Calliphora vicina (urban bluebottle blowfly) is the source of this 3482-nucleotide messenger RNA. RefSeq names its product ABC transporter ATP-binding protein/permease Hmt-1 (gene Hmt-1). Gene Ontology annotation, molecular function: ABC-type heme transporter activity; heme binding; ATP binding. Gene Ontology annotation, cellular component: vacuolar membrane. NCBI's taxonomy places the organism in Eukaryota, Metazoa, Arthropoda, Insecta, Diptera, Calliphoridae. The record is from RefSeq and is a predicted model, not a curated record. Bases 597 to 3152 code for a protein of 851 amino acids. Gene Ontology annotation, biological process: heme transport; transmembrane transport. The transcript has 7 exons.
AAUAGAAAAUCGCUGGUAAAAAGCAGAGUGUAAAAUUGUGAAAAAAAACCAAAUCAAUUAAUGCAAUUAAGCCUUUCAAAUACAAAAACAUAAUAGAAAAUACAUAUUACCAAAUAGUGUGCAAAAUAUAUGGUGAAAUUGGUUAAUAGUUAUUGUAAUAAUUUAGCUAAAAAAAUAAAUAACAAAAAAAAAACUUCAAUGAAAUUUUGCUUAUCAUUGUUUUAGAAAAACAAAAUAACGAUAGUGAGUUUUUGUGGACGGCCUGAAAAGGGUAAAAAAAAUUGCAUAAUUUUGUUGUUGUUGCUUUGUUUUUUGUUGUGUUUCGAGUUAAUUUUUUACCACAAUCUUCAAUAAUUUCAUUUUUUAUAUAUAAUUCAGUGAUUAAAAAACUCUACGCAUAAGUACCAGAGUAAUUUAAAAAUAAAAACAUAAAUGAACUUAAAUUUUAAAAUGUUUUUAAAAUAAUUUGAAUAUAGAUAAGAAAUUGAUUUUGCUGGUAAAAUUCUUAGUUUUGAAUUUUGUCUAGUUUUUUUGUUUUAUAGUGUAUCGAAAGUGUUGGGCAAAACAGUUGCCAAACAUCAUUAUCGAUUAUCAACAUGCUGUAUUGUCCCCCCAAUGUGACCUUCUCACAAAUCUGGAUUAAUCAUGGCAUCUCACAUUGUUUUAUGGACACUGUGGGUACUUCCGUAUGCGCUGCUGUCAUGCUCAUUUUUGGUCUAAUCCAGUUAUACAUGUAUCGUAAAUAUGCUGUGCGCAUAACGGAUCCCGCUUUACUUGUUAAAUCCAGACUUUAUGGUUUACAAUUGUUCCUAUUGUGUUUCUUUCCCAUGCUACAGUUGGUUAGAUUUAUAUUGAAUGCUCGAGUCUAUGACAACAGUGCAAUUUAUGGUUACAUGAUUCUCUCUACAGUUUUGGUAUGUGUUGCUUAUCCAUUUUCCAUUUGUUUGGUGCACAAAGAGCGAAACUAUCAAUUGCCAUCGGUACCCACAAGAGGUCAUGGUUUAAUAUUGCUACUAUUCUGGACACUGGCCUUUAUUAAUGAAUCUUUGGCUUUUAUAAAUCUUAGACAUGAGGACUGGUGGUUUAACUUGAAAACAAACAAAGAUGAAAUUGAAAUGGGUCUAUUUGUUACACGUUUCCUCACCUCCUUGCUAAUCUUUGUGUUGGGUCUUAAGGCUCCCGGCAUACAAUUUUUAUAUGAUGAACAUCGCCGCUUAGAAGAGGAUAAUGUAGAAAAUCAAGGUCUGCAAAGAGGUUCGGCAUUUCGGAACGCUUUUAAGAAAUUACGUAAACUAUUUCCCUAUUUAUGGCCCAAGAAGGACAUCUUUCUACAGAUUGCAGUUUUGCUAUGUAUUCUAUUAUUGGCUGCGGGACGUGUAAUUAAAUUAUAUUUGCCCAUUUAUCGCAAAAAUUUGGUGGACAGCUUAACCAUUGAACCCAUAGUCUUUCGCUGGGAUUAUGUUUUAAUCUAUGUAGCUUUAUCCUUCCUGCAAGGCGGCGGCACUGGCACUAUGGGCUUGUUUAAUAACUUGCGCUCAUUUCUGUGGAUUAGGGUGCAACAGUAUACAACUCGUGAAAUUGAAGUGGAUCUCUUCCAACAUUUACACUACUUAUCGUUGCGCUGGCAUUUGCAGCGUAAAACCGGUGAAGUUUUGCGUAUCAUGGAUCGUGGCACAGACUCCAUAAAUAAUUUACUCAAUUAUAUAAUAUUUUCCAUAACGCCCACUAUUGUGGAUUUAAUAGUGGCCGUGGUAUUUUUCAUUUACGCCUUCAAUUGGUGGUUUGGUUUAAUUGUGUUUUUAACCAUGUUUUUGUAUAUUUUGGCCACUAUUCUGGUAACUGAAUGGCGUACUCAGUAUCAAAGACGCAUGAAUCAGGCCGAUAAUGAACAACGGGCUCGCAGUGUAGAUUCUUUAAUCAAUUUCGAAACUGUUAAGUAUUAUGGUGCCGAACAGUAUGAAGUGAAUGCCUAUCGCGAUGCUAUCAAAAAAUAUCAAAAAGAGGAAUUCCUUUCUUUGGUCACCCUCAACAUUUUGAAUACUUCACAAAACAUUAUUUUGUGUUUGGGUCUGUUGUGCGGUUCCAUGCUGUGUGUCUAUCUAGUGGUGCAGCAUCAAACUCUAACCGUGGGUGAUUUUGUGCUCUUCUUUACCUAUUUAAUGGAUUUGUACAUGCCUUUAAAUUGGUUUGGCACCUACUAUCGUGCCAUACAAAAGAAUUUCGUUGAUAUGGAGAACAUGUUUGAAUUGCUCAAGGAAGAGGAGGAGAUUGUCGAUGCUCCGGGCAGUGGUCCUCUGUUGACCAUGGGUGGUGCCAUACAAUUUAAGGAUGUGUCUUUUGGUUAUUCACCCGAAAAGAUAGUACUCAAGAAUGUUUCUUUCAAAGUACCAGCUGGUAAGACCGUGGCCAUUGUUGGUCCUUCGGGUGCGGGCAAGAGUACUAUUGUUCGUUUGCUGUUCCGUUUCUACGAUGUACAAUCGGGAGCUAUACUAAUUGAUGGCCAAGACAUUAAACUGGUUACUCAGGAGAGUUUAAGACAGGCUAUAGGUGUGGUGCCUCAGGACACGGUUUUGUUUAACAACAGCGUUUUCUACAACAUUGAGUAUGGAAAGAUUGGUGCCAGUGCCGAUGAGGUGUACGAGGCGGCCCGUAUGGCUGACAUACACGAUCGUAUACUCAGUUUCCCCGAACGUUACGAAACUAAGGUGGGUGAGCGAGGUCUGCGCUUGAGUGGUGGCGAAAAACAAAGAGUAGCCAUUGCCAGAACUUUGCUUAAAGCGCCGGCCUUGGUACUGCUAGAUGAGGCUACCUCAGCUUUGGAUACCAACACUGAAAGAAAUAUACAAGCUGCUUUAAAUCGUGUUUGCUCCAAUAGGACCACUGUUAUCAUUGCUCAUAGACUGUCCACUAUUAUACAUGCGGAUGAAAUAUUGGUUUUAAAGGAGGGUUCCAUAGCCGAAAGAGGUCGCCAUGAAGAUUUGCUUACGCAAGAAAAUGGCCUCUAUGCUCAAAUGUGGCAACAACAAUUGAAAAAUCUAGACGCUCCCUCCUCUUCUGCGGAAAAUUUGGAAGAGAAAGCAACUAAUGGUGGCGGUGGUGGUAAUGCUGCUGCUUAUUUAAGAGCCGGUCAUGCUCAUGGUGGCGCUCAUUAGUGUAAUUUCAAAAUCUUUAAUUUUAUUAUUGUAUCGAGAAAAAAAUUAUGAAUGUUGAUAUUUUUGUUUUUGUAUGAGUAAAAUUGGUUUUGUAACAAAAAAAAACUUUAUAACUACAUAUUUAUAAUAAUAAAUCUAUUGUGAUUUAGGGAUGCUGUAUAGAGAACAAACAAAAAUCAUGCUUUAUAAUAAGUUUAUAGAAAAAAUUAUAUAAAAAAAAAUUAAAAAAAAGAGAAAAUAAGAUCAUAUUUUAUAAUUAAGAUAAUUUAGGUUAAUUUUUAAAUAAAAUGCAAAUAAAACUUUGAAAGUUUAAACAAAAAAUUGUAAAAA